This is a messenger RNA of Arabidopsis lyrata subsp. lyrata, 3739 nucleotides long. RefSeq names its product AP-2 complex subunit alpha-1. The record is from RefSeq and is a predicted model, not a curated record. Gene Ontology annotation, molecular function: clathrin-cargo adaptor activity. Gene Ontology annotation, cellular component: AP-2 adaptor complex; membrane coat. Bases 271 to 3405 code for a protein of 1044 amino acids. Gene Ontology annotation, biological process: intracellular protein transport; clathrin-dependent endocytosis. Lineage: Eukaryota; Viridiplantae; Streptophyta; Magnoliopsida; Brassicales; Brassicaceae. The transcript has 26 exons.
AAGUUGUAAAUAAAUAAAAAUAAAAGUCGUCUCUUCCCGCAAGCUUGUCUCUCUCUCUUCUCCGAGAUCAUCAGUCUCUCCUUUUGAAUUUCUCCCAUUGGAGGUGUCAUUUUCCGUUUCUAGAUUAGGGUUUCGAUCUCAGCUCUCGCGAAUUGUUUAUCCUUCAGCUGUAGUCUGCGGUUAAUAUCGUCGUUAGAUCCGGUUUUGCGAGUUCGGAUCUGCGCCGUGUGAGGCGGCGGAAGACGGUGGAUCUGAGGAUUUGGUUCCACCAUGACCGGAAUGAGAGGUCUCUCCGUAUUUAUCAGUGACAUUCGUAAUUGCCAGAACAAGGAAGCGGAGAGACUACGAGUUGAUAAGGAGCUUGGAAACAUACGUACCUGCUUCAAGAAUGACAAGGUUUUGACACCAUAUAAAAAGAAGAAAUAUGUCUGGAAAAUGCUUUAUAUACAUAUGCUAGGCUACGAUGUGGAUUUUGGCCAUAUGGAGGCGGUUUCUCUUAUAUCUGCGCCAAAGUAUCCCGAAAAGCAGGUUGGCUACAUUGUUACAUCUUGCUUGCUCAAUGAGAACCAUGACUUUUUGAAGUUGGCAAUAAAUACAGUGCGGAACGAUAUUAUUGGUCGGAAUGAGGCUUUCCAAUGCCUAGCACUGACCUUGGUUGGAAAUAUCGGUGGAAGAGAUUUUGCUGAAUCAUUAGCACCUGAUGUUCAAAAGCUACUUAUUUCUAGUAGUUGCAGACCUCUCGUAAGGAAAAAAGCAGCACUGUGCCUACUGCGCUUAUUCCGAAAAAAUCCUGAUGCUGUCAACGUGGAUGGCUGGGCGGAUCGUAUGGCACAACUUUUGGAUGAACGAGAUCUUGGUGUCUUGACGUCUUCUACAAGUCUUCUUGUAGCUCUGGUAUCUAAUAAUCAUGAGGCGUACUCAAGUUGUCUACCUAAAUGUGUCAAAAUAUUGGAACGCCUUGCUAGGAAUCAGGACGUUCCUCAGGAGUACACAUACUAUGGCAUUCCAUCUCCUUGGCUCCAGGUUAAGGCAAUGAGGGCUCUUCAAUAUUUCCCGACCAUUGAAGAUCCCAGUACCAGAAAAGCUCUCUUUGAGGUCCUUCAGCGAAUAUUGAUGGGGACAGAUGUUGUGAAAAAUGUGAAUAAAAACAAUGCGUCUCAUGCUGUGCUGUUUGAAGCUCUAUCCCUGGUCAUGCAUCUUGAUGCUGAGAAGGAAAUGAUAUCACAGUGUGUUGCUCUUCUUGGCAAGUUUAUUUCGGUCCGUGAGCCCAACAUUAGAUAUCUAGGCUUGGAAAAUAUGACGCGGAUGCUGAUGGUCACAGAUGUUCAAGAUAUCAUAAAGAAGCAUCAGUCUCAGAUAAUCACCUCCUUGAAAGACCCUGACAUCAGUAUUCGUAGGCGUGCUCUUGAUUUAUUAUAUGGGAUGUGCGAUGUGUCAAAUGCAAAGGAUAUAGUCGAAGAGUUGUUGCAGUAUCUUAGCACAGCAGAGUUUUCCAUGCGGGAGGAAUUAUCACUUAAAGCUGCUAUCCUUGCUGAGAAGUUUGCUCCUGAUCUAUCAUGGUAUGUCGAUGUGAUCCUUCAGUUGAUCGACAAGGCUGGGGAUUUUGUUAGUGAUGACAUUUGGUUUCGUGUGGUUCAGUUUGUUACAAAUAAUGAAGACCUGCAGGUUUAUAUGAUUGUUAAGAUAAAUAUAUUGUUUAUCCUAUUUAUGACAUUCGAAAGUUGCUUACAAAUUUCUUUGAUCCGACAGCCUUACGCCGCGUCAAAAGCAAGAGAAUAUUUGGACAAAAUCGCAAUACAUGAGACUAUGGUGAAGGUCAGUGCUUAUAUUUUGGGGGAGUAUGGUCACCUUCUAGCUAGACAACCUGGAUGCAGUGCAAGUGAACUCUUUAGCAUCUUACAUGAGAAGCUUCCCACAGUAUCGACUCCCACCAUUCCUAUUCUUCUUUCGACAUAUGCAAAGCUUCUUAUGCACACUCAACCCCCAGAUCCAGAACUGCAAAAAAAAGUUUGGGCUGUAUUUAAGAAAUAUGAGAGUUGUAUUGAUGUGGAGAUACAACAGAGGGCAGUUGAAUAUUUUGAAUUGAGUAAAAAAGGGCCUGCCUUUAUGGAUGUAUUGGCUGAGAUGCCAAAAUUUCCGGAGCGCCAGUCUUCAUUGAUAAAAAAGGCAGAAUAUGUUGAAGAUACCGCAGACCAGAGUGCCAUCAAGCUUAGAGCACAACAACAGCCUUCAAAUGCUUUGGUUUUGGCUGACCCACAGCCUGUUAAUGGGGCACCACCACCUUUGAAGGUUCCAAUUUUAAGUGGAAGCACGGACCCCGAGUCAGUGGCUCGAUCUGUCUCACAUCCCAAUGGAACUUUAAGUAAUAUAGAUCCACAAACUCCAUCACCUGAUCUGCUUAGUGACCUGCUCGGUCCUCUUGCGAUAGAGGCUCCACCUGGAGCUGUCUCAAAUGAACAACAUGGUCCCGUAGGGGUAGAAGGAGCUGCAGAUGAAGUUGAUGGUUCCGCCAUUGUACCUGUUGAAGAGCAAACAAAUACAGUGGAGCUGCUCGGAAAUAUUGCGGAGAGAUUUCAUGCUUUAUGUUUGAAAGACAGUGGUGUCUUAUACGAGGAUCCUCAUAUCCAGAUUGGCAUCAAAGCUGAAUGGAGAGGACACCAUGGGAGACUUGUUCUCUUCAUGGGAAACAAGAAUACUUCUCCACUUACAUCAGUUCAAGCUCUGAUACUACCCCCUGCCCAUUUAAAACUGGAUCUGUCUCCAGUACCUGAUACAAUUCCUCCUCGAGCACAGGUACAAUCUCCACUUGAAGUGAUGAACAUCCGCCCUAGUAGGGAUGUUGCAGUUUUGGAUUUCUCCUACAAGUUUGGUACAAACGUGGUCAGUGCCAAAUUACGGAUCCCGGCAACUUUGAAUAAGUUUCUUCAACCGCUACAAUUGACAUCUGAAGAGUUCUUCCCUCAAUGGAGAGCACUUUCAGGGCCACCCUUGAAACUUCAGGAAGUUGUUAGAGGUGUAAGACCUCUAGCUCUUCCGGAAAUGGCAAAUCUGUUCAACAGUUUCCAUGUGACGAUAUGCCCUGGGCUUGAUCCAAACCCUAAUAAUCUAGUGGCAAGCACAACCUUCUACUCUGAAAGUACAGGAGCCAUACUCUGUUUGGCAAGAAUUGAAACAGACCCAGCGGACAGAACCCAAUUGCGAAUGACAGUAGGCUCGGGAGAUCCUACCCUUACAUUUGAGUUAAAAGAAUUCAUCAAGGAACAACUAAUUACUAUCCCAAUGGGAUCUCGAGCUCUAGUUCCAGCAGCAGGUUCAGCACCAUCACCAGCACCACCUGUAGCUCAACCGCCUAGCCCAGCAGCUUUAGCUGAUGAUCCAGGAGCUAUGCUUGCUGGCUUACUUUAAAUUCAUUGGGAUAUGAGAUUACUUGCACAUGUCGAAAAGUUUGUUUUUUCGGUUAUUGUAGAAAUGUAAUGGCGGAAAUAUGGAAUGAUGGGAGAGUAUAUGUAGAGCCAAGGGGUGGGAGAGGGGAAGGGUUUAAUAGAAAAGCUAGUUUUGAUUAUAUUUGUGCCUAAUAUCCAAAGCGGGUGGGUUGAGUUAGCUACGAUUCGAAAUUUUGCAUUCAAUCUGAAUAUUUGUAUUGUGAGGUCAGUGGUUGUAUCAGCUUGUUCUUGUGCGUAUAUAUUGUCAAUCUGUUUCUUCAUGAUUUAUCUGAUGGGAGGUCUAUUUUUUCGCACUA